Salvelinus namaycush (lake trout) is the source of this 527-nucleotide messenger RNA. RefSeq names its product protein Shroom4-like. NCBI's taxonomy places the organism in Eukaryota, Metazoa, Chordata, Actinopteri, Salmoniformes, Salmonidae. The coding region runs from base 75 to 527 and encodes 150 amino acids. The record is from RefSeq and is a predicted model, not a curated record. The transcript is spliced from 3 exons. Gene Ontology annotation, cellular component: apical plasma membrane; adherens junction; apical junction complex. Gene Ontology annotation, biological process: actin filament organization. Gene Ontology annotation, molecular function: actin filament binding.
AGGUAGAAAAGUGACUCCCUUCCACUCCGCUAGGUCGGUUACCGCGAGUAUAAUAACGUUAAAAGAGAUCUAGAAUGGAGACUGUUGAGCAGCUCGUGUCGUUUAACCAUAUCCCAGUCCAGUUAAACGGAGGCACGCCUUGGGGGUUCACGCUGAAAGGAGGUCUCGAGCACGGAGAACCGCUCAUCAUCACUAAAAUCGAGGAAGGUGGUAAGGCAGAACAAUGUAAGAAGCUGAGAGUGGGUGAUGAACUGGUGAAUAUAAACGGAUCAGCACUCUACGGUUCAAGACAGGAAGCUCUUAUACUCAUCAAAGGAUCCUACCGGAUACUAAAGAUCACCGUACGCAGACGCAGUGUACCUGUGAUCAGGCCUCACUCGUGGAACCUGGCCAAGCUUUCAUCAACGGAGUCCCCCCACAGUUCUACCCCUGUCCCCCCUCCUACCCCCCCUUCCCCCCCAUCUGCCAUGCAGCUCCAUCCUGGGCCCUACACACUACCCUGGCACUCUACAGCAGACAACAGGUAA